AAAUUCUUAACCAUGGAGGUAUCGUGAUCCCAGUGAUUUCUUGAUUUGUUUGAGGCCUCAGCUAACAUAUCGGUAGCGGCAUCCCAUUGCCCCUUCUGCAAAACCCACCAGGAAGGCAGGAGCAGCUGGCGGCAUCGCAUAUCCAACUAAUCUAGCACAAGGUGCAUCUCAGAUGCGUCUGCGACCACGCUCGGCGGAGAGAAAUACGUCACCCGCGAACCCAGUAUCGAGAGCAACGAGACGUACCAGGAAGUCAACGAUGGCGGUCACAAAGAGACUAGCUACCAACUGGACACCCACGAGGAAAAUUGCUUCCCCAACCAAGGCAAGCAAAAGGACGCCUUGGAAGAAUCAAAAGACUAGAUCACUCACCGCUAGAGCUACCAACAAACAACCCCAGACUCUUGCAGAAAGAGGAAUCGCCGAACCGGCAUUUCCCAAAUUUUCCAAGUUUCCACCUGAACUCCGCAAUACGAUAUGGGAAUUGAUGCUUCCGCCGCCACGAGUUAUUCGAAUUCUUGCUCAUUGGGAGGAAAAUACCUCGCAACCGGGUGCCCAAUUAAAGGCCGAAGAUGCAUCUGUUCCAGUGGUUCUUCACGUCAACAAGGAAUCUCGUGGUAGCGCUAAAAGAUUCUACACCCUCACGUUUGAGAACCAGUUGCAUCGAGGACCCAUAUAUUUUGACUUCAAUCGAGACACGAUGUUUUUGCCCAGAGAAGCAGACCUAAACUACUUCUCCACCAACAUUUCUAUGAACCCGGAAAUUACGAUUGAAGACUCGGUCCGUUUUGUUGCAUAUGGACAAGAGAUAGUGGACACUCAACUGCUAAAGGUAUUUCGUUGGUUUUCGAAAGUGGAGACACUGGCAGUCAGAAAGCUCCCGGAAAUGCUUGAAAAUCUUCCACCUGGACAACAAGGUCUGAUCGAAAGGACGGAGAAAGAUUACGAAGAGAGGUUCUCAAAAUGGAGGACCGAAGUAGCCUCAGCAAGAAACGUCCCGUUUACGGUACCCAAGAUUUAUCAUCUAACCAAGGAAGAAUUUACAGUCAGGUAUCUGCCAAGCUGUGUUAAACAGAGUGGAACUUCGCUACGAACAGUAACCUUACGUUUAGAGACGACCUUUAACACUUAUAUCAGAAUUGCCGCGGUUGAGAUAUAGACACUCUUCGACGGGUCUCGAGUUUGGACUACGGGAUAACUGUUUCGCUGUUCGAUUCGGGACUAUGGAUCGCUCGAGAGGGGCAUGUUGGCGGGCUAUUAACGGGUUGUUCAACUUACACCUUCGAAGGUUUAAAAAACCUGAAGCGGAUGCGUGUGGCUGGUGGCUCACUCAUAGCUCAACUCAGCAUGUUGCCUUAUUACGUGUAUCUAUAUUUUAGAAUACGGAAAAUAUGUUUCGG
Molecule: messenger RNA, 1400 nt
Organism: Hyaloscypha bicolor E
Lineage: Eukaryota; Fungi; Ascomycota; Leotiomycetes; Helotiales; Hyaloscyphaceae
Exons: 1
Coding region: 173-1159 (328 amino acids)
Source: RefSeq, a predicted model, not a curated record